AUGGAGAUGAAAGCGCACUUGUUAGCCUGUUCGAUGCAGCAGAAACUCUUAUCGGGUGUCCAGCUGCUGAAUUUGCCGAAUCCAAAAAACGGGGUGCGCAAAUUGGAUGAUAAAGACCGAGAAACAGGACGCUUUGUUGCACAAGAAGUAGAGAAAAUUGAAGGUUCUGAAAUUGAUGAAGAACCAGUAGGAAAAAGACUGAAAAGACAUUCAUAUUUCACAAUGCACCAAGCCUCUGCAUCAUCCAAACACGAGGCUGUCUAUGAGCAUCACCCACGUCCAAAUCAACUGAUUGGGGAGAAUGAUCUACCACAGAAGCUUCAAAAUUUCAUUGAGGACAGCAGAGAUGGGCAGAGGGUAGAGUUCUGGUGGCCAAGUUUUGGUGAAGCAGAUGGCCACUUCUUUGAUUAUAUCAGUUCUGUUCUGUGA
Ilex paraguariensis (yerba mate) is the source of this 429-nucleotide messenger RNA. The record is from the annotation of a GenBank genome assembly. Lineage: Eukaryota; Viridiplantae; Streptophyta; Magnoliopsida; Aquifoliales; Aquifoliaceae.